This is a messenger RNA of Drosophila simulans, 975 nucleotides long. RefSeq lists its product as uncharacterized. NCBI's taxonomy places the organism in Eukaryota, Metazoa, Arthropoda, Insecta, Diptera, Drosophilidae. The transcript is spliced from 2 exons. The record is from RefSeq and is a predicted model, not a curated record. The coding region runs from base 350 to 778 and encodes 142 amino acids.
CGCCAAAUAGUACUCUUUAAUCCUAUUGUGGAUUAAAUCCGCUGAAGAGAUUUUAUUCUGCAAAAAGCAGUCAACACUGUUUGUGGGUUAGGUUUAGUGGCUUAAUUAGCCCCCGUGGCCAAUAUCAAAAGUUGACAGCCAGGCACAAAACUAAUCCGCUUUGCUACGUGCCAACGAAUCGCAGAGUUUGAACCACCAAUUCCCAUUUGCUCUACACUAUCCACACAGCCUGGUGGGGAAUAUGGCGUCAUUUGUGUGAUUUUGAUUUAAUCGCGGUGGCGAUUCCAAAUCAGUAGCUGCCACAACGCGAACUGGACGGACGCGACCAGUAAAUUACAUAUCCGUAGUAAUGUCCACGACGUCGGAAUCCGCCAGAGCGGGCCUGGGCAAUGCCGCCAGCAUGGCGAAUCUGGCCAAGAUUGUCAAUCUCAUCGAAUCGAAUGUGAAGAGCGAGGAGGUGGAGGUGCUUGAGGAUGCGGUCAGGGGAUCAACCGGAACCGGAACCGGAAGUGGCAGCAGCGUCCGCUUGGCCAGCAGCAGUGCACCGCGCCGGAGUGCCUGUGCCACAUCGUAUGUGCCCAAGUCACCGCAGCUGGAGGAGAUUGUGUUCGCAGAGCCCACGUGUACCGAGCGAUUUGCCCGAUACUUUGUGAUCGUGAUCUAUUUGUGCGGGCUCUGCAGCCUGGGCUUCUUCCUGUCCAUCUACCACAUCUUCUUCUGGGACUCACGUAUGCCACCCGUUUACAAGGGCCAGAAGAAGGGACCUGCCUUCGGCUAGGGCAGCCUGGUUACACAUCCACUUCAUUCAUCGAAAUAUUUCCCAACUUAGUGAAAUUUAAUUUCAUUUUUGAUAAAAUUGUGAUACCCGAGAAAAUAGCCAUUCGCCUCCUAAACUCAUCGGAAGUGACCGCGGAGCAGUUCUACAAGCACAUCCUCGAGCAGUACCGCAUCCUCAGCCACAUGCAGCAGCAGCGC